UACAUCCGAGGUAAAUAUUAAACAUGGAACACUGUUGUACCUAUGCCCCAGUGGCCUAAUGGAUAAGGCACUGGCCUCCUAAGCCAGGGAUUGUGGGUUCGAGUCCCAUCUGGGGUGUCAGUGACAUUUUCCCCCCCUUCAAAGACAGUCACACAUCUAUCGUUCGUUACUUGAAAUGCCAAUACUUUUCACUGCACUAUAAACAGUGGUGAUAGAAAAAAAAGGAUCAUUUUUGGUAGAAAACAACAAGAACAUAUCUGCAUAAAUGAAGGAGCAUCUCGCUAAACUGUGGAUAUUGUUCAACACUUUGGCUGCAUCUGGACACACUUGGCGCCUUCAUGAGGCCACUGUGUACUGGGAUGCUGCCCAGAAAAGGGUGAUCCUAAAGGAGGAUGUGAUGGAGACAGAGGGGGGUGCCUACGGCUACUUCAAUGAUACUCUGCACUUAACCGGGUGGGGCAUCUUGGAAAUUUGUGCCGGUUUUGGAAAUGUCCAACAGGAAGACGAGACAACCUUCUUCCUGGCUGGCUACCUGGAAGGCUACUUCACUGCCAAACAGAUGUUUAACCAUUAUUCCAACGUGUACCCUCAGCUAAUAAAGGACGAGAAGGUUCUGAAUCCCUUGGAAAGUUUCUUAAGCGAACAGGAUCAAUGGGCCAGAGAGCAGGUAAAACUGAGGAAGAACAGUGAACCCUUGUGGAACUACUUGGGACUGAUCUUGGCCCAACUGGACGGUCUCAUAGCUGGAGCUGCAUCGUGGGCCAAAAGCAAACACACAGAGCCUCUGUCAGUGUUUACGGUACAGUUUCUGAAUAGUGUUGGCGACCUCCUGGACCUCGUCCCUGCUCUAACACCUCGCCUCAACUCUGCCGGGCCCAAGUCUUUCAGUAUUCAAGGGAUGGGCCACUGCACGGCUCUCAUAAAGGUGACGCCUGGUUUUGAGAACCUGCUGCUUGGUCACUCCAGCUGGUACAAUUAUGCAUCCACCAUGCGCAUCUACAAACAUUGGAACCUCAGGGUGUCCAACAUGCACGUAGCCACGGGAAAGAUGUCGUUCAGCAGCUACCCUGGCUUCCUUACGUCUCUGGACGACUUCUACCUCCUUGGUAGCCGCCUACUGGUUACUCAGACUUCAAUCGGUGUUUUCAACGCCUCCUUGUUCUCUCAGCUCAGCCCUCACAGCCUGCUGGCCUGGCAGAGAGUCCGCCUGGCCAACAGCUUGGCGCGCAGCGGUGAAGAGUGGGUGCAGAUCUUCUCAAAAUACAACUCAGGUCACAGUAGCUGCAGGUUGUGGGACUCAAGCUUGCAGGAAACAAGACAAUGUUUAUCUUCCCGUGUUGCAGGUACAUAUAACAGCCAGUACAUGGUGGUGGACCUGAGUAAGAUCUCACUUGGUCACAGCAUCAGAACUGGAGCUCUGACUGUUGUGGAGCAGAUUCCCGGGAAGGUGAUGCACUCUGACCAGACCCAGACUUUGCGAGGAGGGUACUGGCCGUCCUACAACAUUCCAUUUCAUGUUGAAAUCUACAACCUGAGUGGAUACAGCGUGAUGUGGACAAAACAUGGUGAAGAUUUCUCUUAUGACCUUUGCGCCAGAGCUAAAAUCCUGCGCAGGGACCAGGCCAAGGUGUUUGAUCUCAGGUCCCUCAAGUACAUCAUGAGAUACAACAACUAUAGGAGAGAUCCUUAUGCCAAGGGCCAUCCAUGUAAAACCAUCUGUUGCCGUAACGACCUGCGACCAAGGAGACCACGGCCAGGUGGUUGCUACGACACUAAGGUGACCGACUACCAGAUGGCUCUCCAGCUGGCAGCAGAAGCAAUAAACGGCCCUACAAUCCAGGGGGGGUUACGACCAUUCACAUGGCUCUCCUUCAACCUCACGGCUCACGACGGCCUUCCUAACAAGUACAACUUUACUUUUAUCACUGUGAGACCCGCUCUGCACAAGCCGUAAACGUACCAGCCCUCAAAUCCAUAGCAUAUAUUGUGUUAACGGUUUAGUUUGUGUGCUAGCAUUCAAACAACGGUUGCAGAUUGGGCAGCUACUUGGAUGUCAUGCAAAGCAUUGUUCCCUAGAGGAGGGAUGCUGUUGACCUUUUCCUCCAGCAUCACCAGCAAAUGUUAAUGUUUAACUGUCAGUAAACUGGUGAAGAGCCUGUUAACGUGUAACAUUGAAUGUACAGUCCGAUAUACACUCUAUGAAGCAUGGAGAUAUAUUUCUUCUAUAUAAUUAUACUGUACAUCUGAGUAGAAUAGAAUACCCUAAUCUGUACAUGUACAACCAGACUGAAUGCAACCCUUCUCAUUUUAGUGUGUUGUAAAAGACUAAUACAAUUAAAGCUACAGUAAAAAAAAAAUAAUAUUUGACAUGUGUUUAAUUGAAUUUCUGGACUGUAUGUGUCAAAAAUGUUUAAAACAAAAACAUAUUGACAGGUUAG
This is a messenger RNA of Nerophis lumbriciformis (worm pipefish), 2438 nucleotides long. RefSeq names its product phospholipase B domain containing 1b (gene plbd1b). The record is from RefSeq and is a predicted model, not a curated record. Gene Ontology annotation, biological process: phospholipid catabolic process. Lineage: Eukaryota; Metazoa; Chordata; Actinopteri; Syngnathiformes; Syngnathidae. Gene Ontology annotation, molecular function: glycerophospholipase activity. Gene Ontology annotation, cellular component: extracellular region.